Messenger RNA from Sturnus vulgaris (Common starling), 513 nucleotides. RefSeq names its product hypocretin neuropeptide precursor (gene HCRT). Gene Ontology annotation, biological process: temperature homeostasis; eating behavior; positive regulation of transmission of nerve impulse. Gene Ontology annotation, molecular function: type 2 orexin receptor binding; type 1 orexin receptor binding; neuropeptide hormone activity. Lineage: Eukaryota; Metazoa; Chordata; Aves; Passeriformes; Sturnidae. The record is from RefSeq and is a predicted model, not a curated record. Gene Ontology annotation, cellular component: perinuclear region of cytoplasm.
AUGGGACAUGCCCCAGAGCUGCUCAGCCACCUGAAGAGCCCAGGAAGGAUGGAGGUGCCCAACACCAAGCCCCGGCGAGCUGCCUGCCUCCUGCUCCUGCUCCUGUUCUGCUCCCUGGCUGCGGCCCGGCAGAGCCUGCCCCACUGCUGCCGGCAGAAGACCUGCUCCUGCCGUGUCUACGACCUCCUGCACGGCAUGGGCAACCACGCCGCUGGCAUCCUCACACUGGGCAAGAGGAAGAGCGUUCCCCUCGCCUUCCAGAGCCGACUCUACCGCCUGCUCCAUGGCUCCGGCAACCACGCUGCGGGCAUCCUCACAAUGGGCAAGCGUGGGCAGCAGCCUAGCACCACCUGCCACGACACGUUGGGCUGCCCUGCGGGCACGGUCACCCAGCCGACAGCGGAGCCGCGAGGUACUGACACCAGCCCUCAUGGCCCCAGGGAGUGCCAGGGACACUCAGGGAAGGACCUGAGCACGAACCAGGCCCAGGGAGCUGCGAGGAGCUUUUACUGA